CAAACCUUUACAAAACACAACAGGAAACAUGAUAACCGAGAACAUGAUGCAGCCACCACUGGAGAAUGAAUCCAUUGUCUUAGCAUUUACACUCUCUGGACUUAAUGAAACAAUGGAAAACAGAUUUGUGUUUUUUUCUCUCACUACACUGCUUUAUCCCCUAAUGGUGUUUUGUAAUGUAACUAUAAUUUUCACUAUAAUUUCAUAUAAGAAACUUCACGAGCCGAUGUAUGUGUUUAUAUGCAAUUUGUGUAUAAAUGCACUUUAUGGCACUGCUGGAUUCUACCCUAAAUUCAUGUAUGAUUUAUUAGCCCAAGAUCAUGUGAUUUCUUAUGCUGGAUGUCUGAUUCAGAUUUUUGUCAUUUAUUCAUUUGCUUUGUGUGAAAUUUCAACAUUAACAGUGAUGGCAUAUGACAGGUAUGUGGCAAUAUGUAGACCACUGGAGUAUCAUUCAAUAAUGACCAAUCAGAGGGUUCGUGAAUGGAUCCUUUUCUGCUGGCUGGCCCCAUUUUUUUGUAUGUUUAUUUUAAUUGUAUUAACAACUAGACUCACUUUAUGUGGCUCCACCAUUGAAAAGUUAUAUUGUGAGAUUUGGGCAGUUGCAAAACUUUCUUGUUUUUCUACAACUGUAAAUAAUGUCUUUGGGUUAACUGUUAUUCUUGUAUAUGUUGGACAUGGUGUAUUAAUAUAUUGGUCCUAUUUUCAGUUGAUUAGAAAGUGCAUGAAGUCAAUAGAAGUCAGGCACAAAUUCGUGCAAACAUGUGUGCCACAUCUGCUUUCAUUGAUCAAUGUGACUGUUGCAUUUUUGUUUGAUGUAAUGUACAGUCGUUUUGGCUCAAAGAAUAUACCUCAAAGUGUACGCAAUUUCAUGGCCCUGGAAUUCCUACUCAUACCACCCAUUUUAAAUCCCCUUAUUUAUGGACUAAAUCUGACAACAGUACGCCAGCAAGUUAUGAAAAUGUUUUUUUUAAAAAUAAGUAGGAAUGUCUGAGUGAAUAUUUCAGAAAUUCAAAAGACCUUUUGCUUUCCUUUUUUUUUUUUUUUUUUAAUUCUUGCUAUCUACUGUUAAUGUUCUAAAAGAAAAUUCAUUGAGGUGUUCUUAAAACAACAACAACAACAACAACAACAAAAAACAUUUUAUGGAUAUAAUUGUUUUAUGAAACUAUAAAAGUUAAUAAGCCAAAUGGAGAGUAUGAAAUCGCCUUAACCACAGUAAAAUCUCUGUACUUCACAUAUUUGUCUGGAGAUAAAUAAUUACCAUAAUAAUAAUAAUAAUAAUAAUAAUAACAACAAUAACAAUAAACCAUUCUUCUGCCAAUAGUUUGUAAUUUGGUACAUCGAUACUGAAUUAAAUUUGUGUGCAAAAACACAUUUUAUGUGUUUUACAAUUUCUUUGACCACUCACUCAAGAACCAAUAUUUUAGAGCCAGAAAUAUUGUUUUAUAAUCUAUUGUUUGUGAUUGUCUGGUAGAGCUGUAUAAAGACUUUGUUGUCAACUUUGCUGUUACUAUGAUGGUUUUGUCAAAAAAAAAAAAAAAAAACACUAUAAAAAAUAUUCCAAAUCCUUAUUAAUCAGUUACUUUUAACACAUUAACUUUUUUAAUUUUAUUAUUAGUAGUAAAAUGACCAGUAAGUAAAAUAUAUUGAUGUAUAAAGUAGCUGUAUGUAAUAAACUUUGUUGGCCUACAAUAAGUAUUUAUUUUCUGCAGAAAAUAUUGCCGGGACUCUGUGGGCACUGGCUACAUCAUAUGUUAUCAAGUAAACAAAAUCUAUGAACAGCUUUUAUAUUCUUGGUAUUUAUGUACAUGGAUAUUGUCAAAGGCAACUGGCUUGAUAAAUGUUUAUCUUUUUGUAUGGACAACUUUUACCCUACAACCUAUUGACUGAAUCCAGUAAAUCAAAGUCUCAAAUCUACAACCCAGGAAAUAAAUACCAAGUAACACUUUAUUUUGAUGGUCCACUUUAGACAUUUGAUGAACUAUAAGUAACUUUGCUUUCAGGGUUCUUGCAUUUUGGUCUAGUUUAUUUCUUGGUUUUGUAUGACAGUAAGUCAGUAGCAAAACCCGAGAGGUUGCUGAUUUGAAUGUGAGAACUUGUUGUAUUAAUAUUUGUAUUUGUAAAUUGAAAUUUACACUCACAGCCCUGAUGUGAAAAGCUGAAUGUUUUGAUUUGCACACGCAGACAACAAUCAAAACACCUGUGUUACGAAGUUAUAGUUGCAGAUUAAUAGUUACAAAUGUGUAAAAUGGUAUUCACAUAAACAAAAUGACAGACACAAAUGUGUGUGACAUAUUUACUUUUGCACUUUACUUAAGUUUCGAUGUACAGCUUCAAGUUUUUUUGAAGCUGUUUUAUUGGUUGAUGCCUGACCAAUAAACAAUGCCAUCCAGUGGGACUUGGCAUGCUGUAAUAAAUAUUUGCAUAUGUAUAACACAAUAUUUUCAUUAAAAUAUCAUAUGAAAAUGGCUGCUACAUGGACCACCAAAACGGCGCGAUCUGCUCUAUGUAGUGACGUCAUUGCGUACAAUAACGUCCCAUUUCAUUGUCUGACUCCAACCAAUAAACGACUUGACUACUCUUUUACUGUAAUAUAAAACUCAGUUAAAACUAAUGAUAUUUUAAUGAAAACAGGGAUUUUUGCAAAUGUUUCAGUACAAUUUAGCUGUUUUAUUGAGCGUUUACUC
Molecule: messenger RNA, 2684 nt
Organism: Megalobrama amblycephala (Wuchang bream)
Lineage: Eukaryota; Metazoa; Chordata; Actinopteri; Cypriniformes; Xenocyprididae
Product: olfactory receptor 52Z1-like
Exons: 2
Coding region: 29-991 (320 amino acids)
Biological process (GO): G protein-coupled receptor signaling pathway
Cellular component (GO): membrane
Molecular function (GO): G protein-coupled receptor activity; olfactory receptor activity
Source: RefSeq, a predicted model, not a curated record